Molecule: messenger RNA, 2219 nt
Organism: Cryptotermes secundus
Lineage: Eukaryota; Metazoa; Arthropoda; Insecta; Blattodea; Kalotermitidae
Product: serine/threonine-protein kinase 17A
Exons: 7
Coding region: 389-1843 (484 amino acids)
Biological process (GO): intracellular signal transduction; positive regulation of apoptotic process; protein phosphorylation
Cellular component (GO): nucleus
Molecular function (GO): ATP binding; protein serine/threonine kinase activity
Source: RefSeq, a predicted model, not a curated record
UUUUGUUUGUUCAGUGACAUCAUCAGGAAGGUUUGUGAGCGGCUGCAAUGAACUUCUGGUGCAAUAAAGCUAUUUUGCUUUCGUAUGUUCUGGUUUAUACUUGAAGAGUGACACUCUUAAGUACUUAAUUUGGUUUCAUAAUGUACGUUACGUACACAUUAAUUAACUUCCCGAGUGGUGAAUAGUGAAGUGAAUCCUGUUUCAUUUAAUUCGAGCUCCGCUUUCCUGUAACGGAAAUUUAACGUGGUUACGAAACGUAAUGUGUUUCCGGAUAAAUGCUUUACUGAUUGAAACAUGCAACAGAAAGCACAUACAAUUGUAAGCAAAUAAUUCUUAUGUAUGCAUGAUUGAACUUUUUUGAGCGCACAUUUCGAAUUUGGCGGUGAAAAUGGCGAAGUCAAAUUUUGUUGAUGGAAUAUGUUUGAACAUGGAACACGACGGUCUUUUAAGUGUGCCCGAAGAACGUCUGGUAAAGCUUAUUAAGAAGGAACCAAUUUCCAACGUUUAUCAUGUGGAGCAAACGCCAUUCGCCAGAGGAAAGUUUGCGGCUGUCCGGAAAUGCACACACAAGGAAACUGGCGUGGAGUAUGCAGCCAAGUUCAUCCGCAAACGACGCCGUGCGACGGAUCAGCGUCAGGACAUAAUACAUGAGGUAGCGGUUCUGAAAAUUGCCGCCGACAGCGCUCGAAUUGUUCAACUAAAUGAAGUUUAUGAGACUUCAACGGAGAUGGCGCUUAUACUAGAACUAGCUGCAGGUGGUGAACUGCAAAGGGUGCUUGAUGCUGAAGAAGGGCUACAAGAGCAGCAUGCAGCCAGAGUCAUGAGACAGAUACUUGAAGGCCUCAGUUACUUACACAAGAAUAACAUUGCACAUCUUGAUCUUAAGCCACAAAACUUGCUCCUUACUGGUGCAUAUCCAGACUGUGAUAUUAAACUGUGUGACUUUGGGAUUUCAAGGGUUAUCCAGAAUGGAGUUGAAGUACGAGAAAUUUUGGGGACACCAGAUUAUGUUGCACCUGAAAUACUGAGCUAUGAACCAAUCAGCCUUGCCACUGAUAUCUGGUCUGUGGGUGUACUGGCAUAUGUACUUCUGUCUGGCUAUUCACCAUUUGCUGGAGAUAACAAACAAGAGACAUUCUGUAACAUUUCCCAAUGCUGCCUUAGCUUUCCUGAUGAACUAUUCGAUGGAGUGUCUUCUAAUGCCAAGGACUUCAUUCAGGCCACUUUAGUGAAGGAUCCUAGUAAUCGCCUUACCUCUCACCAGUGCUUGGAACACCCGUGGUUGUCAGGGACACUCUGUGUAUUUGACAGAUUUCCAAGUACAUGCCAAGCCAACACAGAGCUUACAGUUUCUUCAAGCAGUCCUAGAAGCAGCAGAUCAUAUCAUCCAGAAAGUAGUGAUGUAAAGAGUCCAGUAGCAAAUGGAUCAAUACAGUGCCAUAGUUUAGAAACAAGCAGAGUAAGUGGAACAGACUGCUCCCUUGGUUUGUCAAAAGGUUGUAGAUAUGAGAAGGAUGGAGUUUACAAUUCAGACAACAAGGGUACUUCUCCCAUGUUUAAUAUUCAGAAUUAUGGCACAAAUAUCGCUGAUGGAGAUCACAAGGCUGACAGUGAAGAAAGUGAAGAGCUCCCAGUUCAGAAACGCCCAAAGAAUUCUUCUGAAGAUAGGCGAUCAUCUGUAUAUCCUGUAGGACCAUGUGUAUCAUGUGCCCAGUGUGGAGCUCAGUGCUGCCAUCUCCACACAUCAACACCAGAACUCUUACGCAUAACUCGACAACAUCGCCAUUCCAGCAUCAAGAAUUCACCAGUCGAAAUAAUUGUGGACAGAGGAAUCACAUGCUAGACAUUAGCAGCAAUCAGUAUGAACACACUGAAGAGAAAUUAUUUUGAUUGCAGGAGACAGCUUUGCUGGUAAAUGCUGUCCUGCUCCUUUAAUUCAUGAACCGGUGUCACAGGUUGCAUUAGAAGGAUAUGGAAUAUCUUUCUUGCCCAACCCCUCAAUUAAUUUUUAUGAAUGUAGACAUUGCUACAAGAACUGAACAAAUUCCAGCUUAUAACAGUUACUUGGACAUAUCUUUUUGGAAACCAAGGAAAAUGCAGACUUGCAAAGAAAUCACAGCUGGAGCAUAUGAGCAUUAUAAUGUCUUUAUGAAAGUGACAGCACUUUAUGUAGCAUACAUGUGAAUAUAGUUUCUAGUAAUAAACAUAGUUGGAGAUGA